Molecule: messenger RNA, 2034 nt
Organism: Balearica regulorum gibbericeps (East African grey crowned-crane)
Lineage: Eukaryota; Metazoa; Chordata; Aves; Gruiformes; Gruidae
Source: RefSeq, a predicted model, not a curated record
GCUGCAUGCAUUUUCAUCAAAUCUCACGUGGACUCCAGCAGCGUUGAUUCCCUCUUCUACGCUGCACAGUCCAUCCGGGUCCUGUCUGGCUGUGAGGUUACCAUUUCAAAUGAGACCAGGGAGCUGCUGCUUGCAGCUGUCAGUGAGGACUCCUCAGUCACCCAGAUCUUCCACGCCGUUGGGGCCCUGAGUGGCUUUGGCCUCCCUUUGGCAUCUCAGGAAGCACUCACUGCUCUCACUGCUCGACUUAGCAAAGAAGAAAAUGUGCUGGCAACCAUCCAGGCUUUGGAGACGGCAUCUUACUUGUCCCAGCAGGCAGAUCUAAGUGGGAUCGUUGAGGAGAUAGAGGAUCUUGUUGCUCGCCUGGAUGAUUUGGGUGGAGUUUAUCUGCAGUUUGAAGAAGGAAUUGAGACUACCGCACUGUUUGUUGCUGCUGCCUAUAAGCUGUCAGACCAUGUGGGUACAGAGCCAGCAGUGAAGGAGGAUCAAAUUAUCCAGUUGAUGAAUGCGAUUUUUAGCAAGAAAAACUUUGAGACGCUCUCAGAAGCCUUCAGCGUUGCGUGUGCCGCAGGUUCUUUAUCCCGGAACCGCUACCAUUUGCCUGUCAUUAUUGUCCCUGAUGGGCCUGCAGCUGUGUCUCACCAUCAGCCUGUACUCAGGCUACAAGUGACUGAUGUUAUGUCCCAGCCACUGACUCAAGCUUCUGUAAAGCUUGACUACGCCAAGUCUGCAUCUAGCAAAGCCACUGUCCUUCAACAGACAGCAUUUGCUCUGUCAGGAGACGUUUUUGAGCUGAACUUCAUGAAUGUGAAACCUGCAAGUGGAUAUUACGACUUCUCUAUCAGUGUUGAUGGAGAUAAGCGAUUUAUUGCUAACAAAGUUGAGCUGAAAGUGAAAGUUUCAACAGAAGUUGGGAUUACUAAUGUAGAUCUUUCUACUGUUGAUAAAGAUCAGAGCAUUGCGCCAAAAACAACCAGGGUAGCUUACCCAGCCAAAGCCAAGGGCUCAUUCACUGCUGACAGCCAUCAGAACUUUGCUUUAUCCUUCCAGCUGAUAGAUGUGAACAGUGGAGCUGAACUUAUCCCUCACCAGACUUUUGUCCGACUUCACAACCAAAAGACUGGCCAGGAGGUAGUGUUUGUUGCAGAACCCGAUAGCAAGAAUGUAUAUAAGUUUGAACUGGAUACCUCUGAAAGAAAGACUGAAUUCGACUCUGCCUCUGGUACCUACACUCUUUACUUGAUAAUUGGAGAUGCCACUCUGGAAAACCCAAUCCUGUGGAACGUGGCUGAUGUUGUGAUCAAAUUCCCAGAAGAGGAUGCGCCAUCCACAGUCCAGUCCAAGAACCUCUUUGUUCCCAAACCUGAAAUCCAGCAUCUCUUCAGGGAACCUGAGAAGAGGCCUCCCACUGUGGUAUCUAACACUUUCACAGCAUUGAUUCUCUCCCCUCUGCUUUUGCUGCUCAUUCUGUGGCUAAAGAUAGGUGCCAACAUCUCCAACUUCAGCUUUGCUCCCAGCACCAUUGUUUUUCACAUGGGACAUGCCGCAAUGUUGGGACUCAUGUAUGUCUACUGGACUCAGCUCAACAUGUUCCAGACUCUGAAGUACUUGGCAAUUUUGGGUGGCAUCACAUUCCUGGCAGGCAACAGGAUGCUGGCUCAGAAAGCAGUAAAACGGACACACUAGUACCAGAAGAAUGGAAGAAAUGGGGAAAAACAAAGCAAAUGCCUUCAGAACAGAAGUGAAUAAAUAACUGAAAGACCAGAAGAAGGAAGGCAGAAGCAGAUUUUUUUAUAUAUAUUAAGUCAAAGGGGUGCCAGUUAUACUUUUUUAAAAAUCUGUUUUUCAUCGUUGUGUUCAUGUUACUUGAAUGCUUUUCAUAUGAAUCCGGAAAAUCCUUUCUUCCCUAGAUCCGUCCCCCUUUUUCUCCCAGGACAUUUUAAUUUCCUUUAGAACACGAGGAAAAAGAAAAUACAAUUCUGCCUUUCCCCAAGUGCCCCCUCCUCAACCUAAACGAUCUGUGAAUAAAGAGGA